UGUGAGACGGCGGCUGUGAUGGAGAUCGCUCGCACACAAAGCCUCCAUUUCCACCUCUGAACCGGCUCUCCCAGGCAGUUGGCCGCUCGCUGACGCUUCAUUCCCACGUUCCGAAACUUCAUCAAUGCGGUUCUUCCGACUUACCUUCAAGUGUUUUGUGGAUUGUUUCUGAACCCCCUCCCCCGCUCCCCGAGGUUCUCUCUGUCUUUUUUUUUUAAAAAUCAUUCUAAUUUUAUUUUAUAAAAAAAAAGACUAAAUAUAUUUUUGAUUUGCUGCGAGAAAAAAAAAAAAAAAAGAAAAGAAAAAAAAAAAUCUAUAAAUAUCGGAGACUGAAACCUGCACCGACGAUGAGAAGUAUAACGACCGGGGCGAAAGACAAGAGCGCAGAGAAAGAUGGGAGCUCUGGGGUCCCAGAAAUGGAGGGAUCGGAGCCAGCAGGUGGCGGGGAAACAGAUGAAAAGGCUGUCGUCGCUCCUCUGGUGCUGCCUGCUAUGGGACCAGUCAAAAUACCCAUCCCAGAGAGAGAGACGUGGACCCGUCAGAUGGAUUUCAUCAUGUCUUGUGUGGGUUUUGCUGUUGGCUUGGGAAAUGUAUGGAGAUUUCCGUACCUCUGCUACAAGAAUGGUGGAGGUGUGUUUCUUAUUCCUUACUUGCUGAUCGUCUUCGUGGGAGGCAUUCCUGUGUUCUUUUUGGAAAUCGCUUUGGGUCAAUUCAUGAAGCAGGGCGGAAUCGCAGCGUGGAACAUCGCCCCACUUUUUAAAGGUCUUGGUUUUGCUUCUAUGGUGAUAGUGUUCUUCUGCAACACCUAUUAUAUUAUGAUCCUGGUCUGGGGCCUCUAUUAUCUAGUACACUCAUUCACCAACACCUUGCCCUGGGCCACGUGUGGAAACCCGUGGAAUACAAAGGAGUGUACUGAAGUCUUCCUUGUAGAUCAGUGCUCCAAUGAGACUACUACAAACGACACCAAUUCCAGCUUUAUGUACAACAUCAGUUGUGAAUCUCUAUUGAACAAACGUUCCCCCAUCAUUGAGUUCUGGGAAAAUAAGGUGCUGCAGAUCUCCAGUGGCCUCGAUGAGCCUGGGCAGUUAAACUGGCAGAUGAUACUUUGCCUGCUGGCCACCUGGAUUAUUGUCUAUUUCUGCAUCUGGAAAGGAGUAAAGUCAACAGGAAAGGUGGUCUACUUCACAGCUCUGUUUCCGUAUGUGGUUCUGAUUAUCCUCUUAGCUCAUGGGGUCACUCUGCCGGGGGCUCUGGACGGCAUUGUCUACUAUCUAAAACCGAACUGGUCUAAGCUGGCUGAAGCUCAGGUAUGGAUUGAUGCUGGAACACAGAUCUUCUUUUCUUAUGCUAUCGGUUUAGGGGCAUUAACAGCUCUGGGCAGCUACAACAGAUUUCACAAUAACUGCUACAGGGACGCUUAUAUUUUGGCUGCCAUAAACAGCGCCACAAGCUUCUUUGCUGGUUUUGUGGUUUUCUCUGUCCUUGGUUUCAUGGCAUCAGAGCAGGGAGUGGACAUAUCAAAGGUUGCAGAGUCUGGUCCGGGACUGGCCUUUAUUGCAUAUCCAAAGGCUGUGACAUUGAUGCCAUUUGCUCCGAUCUGGGCCGCCUUGUUCUUCUUUAUGCUAUUGGUCCUUGGUCUUGACAGUCAGUUUGUGGGGGUCGAGGGAUUCAUUACCGGGAUCCUAGAUUUAUUUCCACAACCAAUUAAUGGCUUUGUGCGCAGGGAGGUCACCGCUGCACUCUGCUGCCUUCUGUGUUUCAUAAUUGACCUCUCCAUGGUGACUGAGGGCGGGAUGUACGUCUUCCAGCUUUUCGACUACUAUUCCGCGAGUGGCAUCACUUUGCUGUGGCAAGCCUUCUGGGAGUGUGUGGUUAUUGCGUGGGUUUAUGGUGCGGAUAGAUUUAUGGAUGACAUUGCUCGCAUGAUUGGUUACCGGCCUCUCCCAUACAUGAAGUGGUGCUGGUCUGUGAUUACUCCUCUUGUCUGCGUGGGUAUUUUCGUGUUUCAUGUGGUUAACUACAAGCCUCUGACCUACAAUAAAACCUAUGUUUAUCCCUGGUGGGGCGAAGCGAUUGGCUGGGGUCUGGCCCUGUCUUCUAUGCUGUGUAUCCCACUGACUGUUGUAUGCAAGCUGCUAAGAGCCAAAGGGUCUCUGCGGGAGCGUUGGCACCACCUCACCAUCCCGGUGUGGGGUCACCACCACCUUGAAUAUCUUACCCCCGAAGCAGAAACCAAACUGCUCCCCCCCGACUCUCUGGUCACCAUCACAAUGGAGAAAGCCACUUUAUUCGAAACAGUCAUCUAAGAAGUCGCCCGUGCAAAGAGCCCGCCACUUAUGAUGUGUUGUAAUGUGUUGUGCCAAUCCGUUCACCUGUCUGUAACUCCUGUGCCAGGGUGAGGGCGACCCAGUGCAGGACACCAUGAUAUAACUGCCCCCCCCCCAUAUCUGCCCUGUAAGAGCUGAUUGAAUAGUAGUCCUAUGUAUCCCCUGCUCCACGGGCAGCGUCUUACAUGACGCCAUAGAAUAGUUAAAUGGCCCCAAACCCCCUUUACCAUGUGAGGGGCCCCAUAGCACAGAUCAGACUGGCCCCCAUUGUGAUGCUGGUUGUUGCCACCUUGAACAGAAGGGUAAGGGGUUUGUUCACCCUUACCACGACCCUUUGUCUAGUUUUCCGACCCCCCUUGUUUCCUAUGCAGCUCCUCUGGUGUCCUGCACAGGUUCUCCCACCCAGUGGUAAAGAGGCCGGGACCAAACCCCCCUCCCUCGCCGAGGACCCCAUAUCAUCCGCUAUGGUAUAUGUGCCCUUGGAGAUGUAAUGAGUCCUUCGCUUUUGCAAGGCAUGGAGGGUAGAGGAAGAUUGGGGUGAACGAGCACUGGGCCGCCCUAUCCUGGCAUGGUGUGGGGGUAUGAAGCAGUGCUUGUGAGGGUCUCUGUUCUGCUGUAGGACCCCUUCUCCUCUAGGUAUAGACCUCAGUCCACUGUAUUAUAGUCAAUUCCUUCUCUGCUAGCCUAAUAUAAUACAGGGACAUGGCCACCAGAACCAUGUGGGCCUGACUGGGAAAUGUGGACCUUGAGGUAAUGAUUCUGGGGUCCCAUCCUCCGUCUAUAUACAGAACCAAAUCUGAAACCUUCCUGCCGCUACAUAUGGUGCUCCAUCCUAGAGGUAUAGCUUCAAGAUCCUGGGCCAGAUACAAAACCUAGUGAUGUAUAGGGUAGGGGCUCAGUAAUGGACAGAGCAGUGGGUUUUUAUUUAAAGGGGUUGUCCACCAUUAUAGGGAAUCUGUCAGCAGCGUCCGUCCUGUCCCGCUGCUUGCAUACACACAGAGCUGUGCUUCGCCUGACUACUGUUUUUCUUUUUUUGAUCCCAGUUACGAUACUUUUCCUUAAUAUGCAAAUUUGGCCUUUGGUGCAAUGAGGACGUCACCAUUGCUCUCGUCGCAUCCAAGCUCCACUCCUUUUUGUGUCCAGC
This is a messenger RNA of Bufo bufo (common toad), 3471 nucleotides long. Its product is annotated as sodium- and chloride-dependent creatine transporter 1-like. Gene Ontology annotation, cellular component: membrane. The record is from RefSeq and is a predicted model, not a curated record. NCBI's taxonomy places the organism in Eukaryota, Metazoa, Chordata, Amphibia, Anura, Bufonidae. Gene Ontology annotation, biological process: sodium ion transmembrane transport. The coding region runs from base 348 to 2306 and encodes 652 amino acids. The transcript is spliced from 14 exons.